AUGAGGAAGCUCUUCAGCUUCGGGGGACGCCUGGGCCAGGCGUUCCGGGGCUCCACCGACGACGAGUACUCCGGUCCCGGGUACCACGUCCGGGACUGGGAGCUGCGGAAGAUGCACAGGGCGGCCUUCCGGGGCGAUGCUGCGGCGGUGGAGCGCUGCCUGAGGGGCAGGAGCCGGGAUGUGGACGCCCGCGACAGGAAGGACAGGACUGCUCUGCAUUUGGCCUGUGCUUAUGGCCAUGUGGAAGUUGUCAGUCUGUUAGUGAGCAGACAAUGCCAGAUUGACAUCGGUGACAGACUUAACAGGACACCUUUAAUGAAGGCUGUACACGGCCAGGAGGAGAAUUGUUCCAUUUCUCUGCUGAAACACGGUGCCAAUCCAAGCAUUCAAGAUGUCUACGGCAACACUGCCCUUCAUUAUGCUAUAUAUAAUAAGGGGACUUCACUGGCAGAAAAACUUCUUUCCCACCGUGCAAAUAUUGAAGCAAUAAACAAGGAGGGAAACACACCUCUUUUGCUAGCUGUAAUUUGCAAGAAACAGCAAAUGGUGGAAUUUUUGGUAAAAAAUGGGGCAAAUGUACAUGCAGUUGAUAAUUUCAGAAGAACAGCCCUCAUGCUUGCCGUCCAUCAUAACUUUCCAAGCAUAGUCAGAUUUCUCCUUGAACAAAAUAUUAACAUCUUUUCUCAAGAUAUAUUUAAACAAAAUGCAGAAGAUUAUGCUAUUUGUUGUGAUAUGAUAAGCAUUCAACAACAAAUUUCAGAACAUAAAAAUAAGAUACUUAAAAAUCGUCUGCGAAAUAACAAUCGAGAAGCAGCAGCCAUGAAGAAUGAAAGUUUUAAAAGAGGAGCAGCAAGUUCAAAAGUCGCUCUUGUUACCCAGGCUGGAGUGCAAUGGCGCGAUCUCGGCUCACCGCAACCUCCACCUCCUGGGUUCAGGCAAUUCUCCUGCCUCAGCCUCCUGAGUAGCUGGGAUUACAGGCACGCGCCACCAUCUAGCAGCAAAGAGGAUAGACAUGCAAAGACAUCAGAACAUGACUUAAAAGUGGCUUCAGAGGAAAGGCAAGAAAGUCUUGAAAGAAGUGAAAACCAACAGCCACAGGAGUGUCAACAUUAUGGAAAAAAGAAGGAUGUGAAGUCUGAAAACUGCAUGUUGAAGAAAGAUAUUGCCAUACUCAGACAAAAAGUAUAUGCAAUGAAAAAUGACAGUCUCCAAAAGGAAAAGGAAUAUAUUCAGGAAAUUAUAAGUAUUAAAGAAACAAAUACUAACUUUCAAAAGAGCGUAGGACUCAAUGAGGAAAUGAUAACAAAAACAAUGUCCCAGUAUUGUCAACAGCUUAAUGAUCUCCAAGCUGAGAAUACAAGGCUGAAUUCAAAACUGGAGAAGGAAAAACACAGCAAGAAAAGACUGGAAGCUGAAGUUGAUUCCCUCUAUUCUAGACUGGCUGUUGUUGUAAAUGAGCACAAAGAAAGUAUGCAAACAAAGGACCUAGAACUUACUUUACAAAGAGCAAAAGAUAUUUGUUUACAAGAAAUAACAAGUUCUAAUAUUUCUCAACUAAAGGAUAAGAACAAGUUGCUUACUGUGCUACUUUCUAAAGCUCGAAUGAAGUUUAAUACCUUAAAAGGUAAGCUCCACAAGACAAGAGAUGCUCUCAGGGAAAAGACGUUGGCUUUAGAAAGUGUAGAGAUGGACCGAAGGGAAGCACAGCAUCGAAUAAAGGAAAUGAAACAGAUGCAUCCAAAUAAAGAAGCUAAAAAGAACCAAUUCAUGCUAAAGCAGAACUGUGAAGAGAGAAUAUGUCAACUAGAACGUGAAAAUCUCUUGCUUGAACGACAACUAGAGGUUGCUCAUAAGGAUGGCAGUAAUAAAGAGAUAGUAAUUAAUAUCGAAGGAGGCUGUCUUGAGAGUGGAAAGGAAGAUUUUCUUGAAGAGAAAAAUAAGGAAUUAAUGAAUGAAUAUAAUUAUUUAAAAGAAAAACUGUUUCAGUAUGAAAAAGAAGAAGCAGAAGAAGUGACUACGAGACAACUUUCAGAAGAACUGGCUGAUAACCUUAAAAAAUUAUCUAUGUCAGAGUCUCCACUAGAAGGUACAUCACAUUGUCACAUUAAUUUGGAUAAGACAUAUGCCUCAAAGAAGAAAUUUCAAGUGGAAGUUGCACCUGAAGGACUAAAUGAAGAAUUAAGAAAACUUUUUGAGUUAGUAUCAUCACUGGAGUAUAAUGUGAAUCAAAUAAGAAAGAAAAAUAAUGAAUUAGAAGAAGAGAGAACUGGAUAUAAGAAACUCCUAGAGAUGACAAUAAAUAUGUUAAAUGUAUUUGGAAACGAAGAGUUAAGUUUCCACGGAGACUUAAAAACAGAUCAACUGAAAAUGAAUAUUCUGAUGAAUAAGCUAAAACAUAAGUUUGAUGAUCUUAUAGCAGAGAAGGAAGCUGUAUCUUCAAAACAUGUCAGUUUGGCUAAAGACAAUCAAGUUAUUCAGCAGGAGUUAUUAUCUAUGAGAAAAGUACAACAGGAAUGUGAAAAACUUGAGGAAGAUAAAAAGAUGUUAGAAGAAGAAAUACUAAAUCUUAAGACACAUAUGAAAAACAAUAUGAUAGAACUUGAUAAAGUACAAGAAUAUACAUCGGAGCUAGAAAAAAGAACAAUACAGGCAAUGGACAAAUUAGAAGAAACCCAUUUACAGAAACAAGCAGAAUAUGAAAAACAAUUAGAGCAGUUAAACAAGGAUAAUACAGCUUCACUAAAUAAGAAGAAACUCAUACUUAACGAUUUGGAAUGUAAACUCUCCAAAAUGAAAACUGCUUAUGAAGAGGUUACAACUGAAUUAGAAGAAUAUAAGGAAGCCUUUGCAUUAGGAUUAAAAGCUAACAAUUCCAUUUCAAAAAAAAUUAAUGAAGUAGUGGGUGAAAUGUACAAGGGUGAAACCUGA
Saimiri boliviensis boliviensis (Bolivian squirrel monkey) is the source of this 2928-nucleotide messenger RNA. Lineage: Eukaryota; Metazoa; Chordata; Mammalia; Primates; Cebidae. The record is from RefSeq and is a predicted model, not a curated record.